Zingiber officinale is the source of this 2904-nucleotide messenger RNA. RefSeq names its product WD repeat-containing protein 44-like. The transcript is spliced from 7 exons. Gene Ontology annotation, molecular function: protein binding. The record is from RefSeq and is a predicted model, not a curated record. The coding region runs from base 179 to 2551 and encodes 790 amino acids. Lineage: Eukaryota; Viridiplantae; Streptophyta; Magnoliopsida; Zingiberales; Zingiberaceae.
ACUCUCUCUCUCUCUCUCUCUCACGCACCAGCACCAGUAACAAAGGCAACAGCUGCCUGCAACAACAUAUCAAAUCCCAUCGGUCUUCGAUCCCCUUGACCCCCUUCCCCAUCCUUCCCUUUCCAUUCUAUAAAAACCGCUCCCUCCUCCGUUCCCCCCGGUGACCUCAUUUGCGGCCAUGACCUCGACGACGAGAAAUCUUCCGGAGGAAGACUCGGGGGAGGAGAAAUUCUACGAGUCCUUGGACCGGAUCCUCUCCUCCUGCUCCAAUUCCGGCUCCGUCUCCGCCUCCGACGACGAAUCCUACACCGGAGGUCACCGUCGCCGCGUCGGACGCCUGCGUCUCCCCCCUCUGCGCUCUCUCGAUGUCUGGUUCUCCGAACCGGCCUCCGUCGAGGAGCGCCGCCGACGCCUACUCCGCCAUCUCGGCCUCUCCGGCGAUCCCGCGCUCUCUCGACCCCGAAGAUCUGACGCCGCCUCCUGUAAAAUCUCUUCCCCAUCCUCCUCAUCUGGAGUGGCCUGGCCCGGAUGCGACGGCUCCGCGAGCAAAUCGCUGUGCCAACAGCGGCAGGUCCCCUCCAAGCCUCCUCUCGGCGUUAGAUUCCGUAUCCCCGAUGCUUCCAAAGGCAUUCUUCCGAUCGAGGGGGGAGUCGUUCCCAGUGACUCGCGUUUCGUGAUCAAGAAUCUAGACGACGGGAGGGAGUUCGUGGUGAAGGAGUUACAAGAGGAUCGGAUGUCGAACACUGUCAGAGAAGUCGGAACAGGACGGCAGCUUACUAUGGAGGAGUUCGAUAUGUGCAUUGGGAAGUCCCCCAUAGUUCAAGAGCUGAUGAAACGGCAGAGCGUGGAGGAUGCCACUGACAGCAGUGGCGCCGAUUCCCGUAGUUCUGGUAGUGGGGGUUCUGUUGUUGUCAGAAGGUCUGCUGGAGGAUGGAGAUGGAAAAAAAGGGGAAGUUGGCUUAGAAGCAUCAAGAAUGUCGCCGAGAACAUGGUGGCUAGAGGGCACAACUGCGACCGCAAGCGUAGCGAUGACAAAGAUAGUUCAUCUGAGAUGGGAGGGAGAUCCAGCUCGGCUACCAAUGAUAACCUUGAUGGUUUAAACGACCUAAAUCAUUGCCCUGAGAGAAUAAGAGUCCGGCAAUAUGGGAAGUCUCAGAAGGAGCUCAGUGGUUUGUGCAUGACCCAGGAAAUCCAGGCGCAUAAUGGGUCCAUCUGGAGCAUUAGAUUCAGCUUGGAUGGGCAGUAUUUGGCCAGUGGAGGCGAGGACUGUGCCAUUCGUGUGUGGGAGGUCUUAGAGGUUGACAGAUUUGGCAAUUUGGCUACUGAUGAAGCCUCACCAGAGAUGACAUCCACUUUGGCCAGCGCUGACAGAAAUCAAUGGGAUAAGCAGAGAAGAGCAAAGGUUAGGUGCAGUAAGAAAUCUGUGUGUUCUCACCCUUUGAAGGUACCAGCGCAUAUCGUUGCUCUGUCUGAAAAGCCUGUGUGUUGUUUCAGAGGUCACUUAGGUGAUGUACUUGAUCUAUCUUGGUCGACAUCUCAGUUUUUGCUUUCCUCUUCAAUGGAUAAAACGGUCCGACUUUGGCACAUGUCCAGUACUUCCUGCUUAAAAGUAUUCUCACAUAGUACAUAUGUGACAUGUAUCCAGUUCAAUCCUGUUGAUGACCGAUAUUUCAUCAGUGGAUCCCUCGACAACAAGGUGAGGAUAUGGAGUAUUCCAGAUCGGCAAGUUAUUGAUUGGAAAGAUUUGCAUGAGAUGGUCACUGCUGCUUGUUAUACGCCUGAUGGACUGGGUGCUCUAAUUGGUACACAUAGGGGAAAUUGCCACUUGUAUGAUGCAUCGGAUAGCAAGCUUAUUCAGAAGAGUCAAGUAGAUCUGAAAAACAGAAAGAAGAAAAUCACUGGUUUCCAGUUUGCUCCUGGAAAUCCAUCAAAGGUACUAGUAACAUCUGCAGAUUCGCAAAUUCGAAUUAUUCAUGGUGAUGAACUGGUCCACAAGCUUAAAGGUUUUCGCAACACAAACAGCCAAAUAUCAGCCUUCCCAACAGCCGACGGGAAACAUGUGAUAUCUGCUAGUGAAGAUUCUCACAUCUAUGUAUGGAGAUUUGAUGAUUCUCAAACACAAACAAAAGGCAAUGCGACCACCACUCAAUCCUACGAAUAUUUCCACUGUCGGGGUGUGACUGUGGCUGCUCCUUGGCCAAACACCAGUUUGCAAAAGAUGGCGAGAACUUGCCCCAACAACCAAGCAAAUGUUGCAUCAGUAGGAGAAAGUGACAGGCUUCGGCUUUCAGAUCCUCAGUUUUGCCAACGCAUCAAUUCUCACCAGAAUGGUGCCACUGGCAACUCAAACUGGUUUAACGAUAAGGUCACAGCGACUUGGCCUGAAGAGCUUAUGACGCCCAAUAAGCAGAGCCCUAAAUGUAAUGGUGAUUUGUGCAACGGAGGAACAGCAGCACAAAGCUGGGAAGCCUUUGGAUUGGUGAUCGUAACUGCAGGUGUGGGUGGUGAAAUAAAAACGUAUCAGAAUUUUGACUUUCCCAUCCAUUUGUGAAGCUUCUGUAUCUAUAUGGAGAUGGCUUCACUCGCUCAGAUGUUGAGGCUAGCUGCGGUGCUUAUAGGUGUCGUUGUUCCCUUCUCAGUAGCUGAUACCAAAUAACUCUGAAUACUGAAUCCAUUAGUCAUUUUAUAAAAAAACUACUCAGCCACAAUAGAGAUUUCUUAUCCCACGUUCAUAUUUUAUAGGGUGGGUAGAAUGUAGUAAGAUGGUACAGCGCCCAUGCACGCAUUUCUCUCUAAAUUAUUAUCCACCGUAUCCUUAAUUAUUGUAAACUGAAACAAUUACGUACAGGGCAGUGACGAGACUGUUGUAGAUGUGGCAAAGUGUUAUUUUGGGGUUAAUUAUCA